UAGAGUCUCAUUUAGAGAGAGUGCACAUUGUCAUUUUGAAUUUUUGUGGAGUUGCUGUCACAAUCUUCGAAAAUGUUUGACAAGUAGGCUAUGCAUAGCCUAAUUUAUAAAGAGGAGGACUUUCCCUAAAGUCUGGGAGGCGCCAAAUCAACGUUAAAACUUCGCAUGCGCCAUGCCUCACGGAGGUGCGAGCUGUAACGGGACUAGCAUCACAAUUAUUUUCAAUGUGAAGCCCAUAGCUGUAUAUUUGGGUCAUUGAUUGGUCAUUGGAAAUGGAUCAGACAGAAUCCGAGGCUUCUGUUUCGCAUUGAUUGCGUUGCCUACACGAAUAUCUUUAACUUCAAAGCGGAUGGGAGUAGGCUUGAAAAGUAGUCCAGUGUUAGGCUACUGUCCCUGAAGUAUCUAUCUUAGUAUCUGUCCACUGUUCAUUGCACCUGUGCAUUCGUUUGAUUUUAGACCGACAAGAUUGGGAAAACGUUAUUUGGAGCAAGAGAACCCUGCUGAGUGUGAUGGGUUCAUUUAGGCGCCCGCGCCCGCGUUUCAUGAGCUCGCCCGUGCUCACAGACCUUGCUCGCUUCCAUGCGAGUUCGCCUGCGCUGCAGCUGUCAAAUGCAAGCAUGUGGAACAGUGUCCAGUCUGCUGUGGUCAAAGUGUUCCAAGGAGGAGGCUUGCAGACCAAUGAGCUCUUCACCCUCAAUGAAAGCAUAAGGUGGCUUCUGAAAACAGAACUGGGCUCUUUCAUCACUGAGUAUUUCCAGAAUCAGCUUCUAAACAAAGGCCUUGCUUAUAUACUGGAGAGAAUUCAGCUAUAUGAUGGUGAUGACCAGCUGCUCAUCCUGUCUGAGAUGUGGGGCAGAUUCUUCACAGAAACCAUGCCGACCCUUCAGGCCAUCUUCUAUCCAGUGCAGGGCCAGGAGCUCACAGUCAGACAGAUGGCCCUACUGAGCUUCAGAGACCUUGUGCUCCUAAAGCUGCCCCUGGAGACCCUGCUCCCCAAAGCGCCUCCUCCUCACCCUCCCGCCAUCACACAAAUGCUGCUCAUCCUCCAGGGCAUCCAUGAACCCAAUGGGCCUACUGAGGAAUACUGCCUUCUAGAGAGACUAGUGGCUAUGGUCAUCUCGCCGUACCUGGGAAACGACCUCAGUUGGAGCAACGGGGAACAUCUUCCAGAAUGCAACCUGCCCCACUCCAGAUCACAGUUUGGCCAGCCAGAGAUCAUGAUCACACAGUUUGACCCACUCGGACCCCUGGUGGAACAAGAGGGUGAGGCCUACCUGGAGAAAGCAGGUGGCAUUCGACGUCACACAGUUGCUAAUGCCCACUCAGACAUUAAGCUCCUCUCCACGGCCAACAGGAUGCAUGCUGGCAGUGGGGAGACUGGAGGGGGAAGUAUGGCGGCCAAGACAUUCUCCAGUGAACCUGACAUCCUAGAGUCCCCUGUAGGGCUAAUCGGACUAUCUAGACGGCAGAGUUCUGGAGACCUCAUCUGUGCGCCACCCAGCUAGCACUGUCACUGGAGAUGGCCCUCUUCACUGGACACCGGCCUGGGAGGUCCAAAUGGACCCCUCUGAAGAUGAGCUUGUGUAAAGGAGGACUCCCUUCACUGAUGGGGCCUUAUGGGAGAUCACUGCCUCUACUCCUGCUUUUCACUGAAUGCAACACUUCCCCUAACAGGGGAAUGAAUGCUUUCCAGCUGUGGGAUUUGUAUGCCACUGUGUUCCAGCCUGCAGCCAGAUGCCUUUAAGUGGUGGAGGGCGAAGGCACAGGAAGCUCCAUCUUUAGGAAUGGGGACGGGAUCGGAGCGGUCUGUUAUCUUGGGGAGAGAGGCACAGGCUCCUCCCCUUCGGUCCCAUCCGCUGUGGAAGUGUCACUGGCGUGUGGAAUUCCAGUCCUGCUCAGCAUCACCACUUCGUUUACAAAGACUUCAUUUGGUAUUAACACCAAAACCUCACACAACCAUGACGUGCCAGGGAUGAGUUUACAUAGUAUAGUCUGUAGAGGAGCUGGUCCUUUAUUACUUUCAGUUGCUUGAGUCUCUGAAGGUUCUUGUAAAGCACAUUAAUGAACAAGUGAUACUGAUGAACUGGACUUUAGUCAUGGAGUGGUUUUGUCCAGUUUUUUGGUGAAUGGAGGCUCUGGUACAAAAUAUAUAUGUGUUGAAUGUUUAUUAAGAUUUUUCCCCAAUGUAUUUUUCAAUAAAAUGGAUGAAUAAAAUAUUU
Molecule: messenger RNA, 2219 nt
Organism: Alosa alosa (allis shad)
Lineage: Eukaryota; Metazoa; Chordata; Actinopteri; Clupeiformes; Clupeidae
Gene: prr5l
Product: proline rich 5 like
Exons: 9
Coding region: 510-1505 (331 amino acids)
Biological process (GO): TORC2 signaling
Cellular component (GO): TORC2 complex
Source: RefSeq, a predicted model, not a curated record